Molecule: messenger RNA, 777 nt
Organism: Macadamia integrifolia
Lineage: Eukaryota; Viridiplantae; Streptophyta; Magnoliopsida; Proteales; Proteaceae
Exons: 3
Coding region: 1-777 (258 amino acids)
Biological process (GO): DNA integration
Molecular function (GO): nucleic acid binding
Source: RefSeq, a predicted model, not a curated record
AUGGCCUUUCAGAGGAUGGGCUAUGGAAAUCAUUGGAAAUAUUAUCCUCCUUCCAGCCAAGGACAUAGCUUCAUACUGGUCGCAACGGACUACUUUAUCAAGUGGGUGGAAGCCAUUCCAAUUAAAGUAGUGAGUCAUGUGGAUGUGAUGAAGUUCUUGAAGCAGAUUAUUCAGAAGUUUGGCAUUCCCGAGACCAUAACCUGUGAUAAUGGGAGCAUGUUCAUAGGAGAUUUAAUACUGGAGUUUGCCAUGGAACAUAGAAUCACCAUCAUUCAUUCUACUUCAUACUACACCCGAGGGACUACACCUUUCUCUUUAACAUUCGGUCAUGAUGCGGUUUUACCAAUGGAGGUUACUAUGAAAUCAUUACGAGUUGCUCAACAGCAUAGCUUGACUCCAUUCAAAUACAGCGAAGCUAUGUUGACUGAAUUAUGUGUCAAGGCCUUGAACUACAUGCAAGCUCAAAAUAUGAUGGUGACCAAGGCAUAUGACAAGCGAGUUAAGCCUCAAGAAUUCAGAGAGGGUCCACUGGUGUGGAAAGCUAUCUUGCCAAUUGGGGCUAAGACUAGCUUAUUUGGUAAAUGGUCUCCUAUGUGGGAAGGACCAUUCGAGAUAUACCCAUAUAGGUUGCAGGACCUCAACAGGCAGAUCCAAUUGAAACCGAUCAAUGAGAAAUACUUGAAAAGAUACCUCUCCCAGGUUUCACCACAUGGCUCAGAGGCUUGUAGACCUUCAGCCAGCAAGGCAACUUCCUCAAAGAGUUCCUUAAAUUCCUGA